CUUAUUUCUUGAUGCGCAGCGUCGCCUGCGGUGAGCGGCAUAUUUUCUCUGAGAAACAGAAGAUGGCGCUGCGAGCAUGUGGUUUUAUAGUGUUUCGUCGCCUUGUCAGCCUCACACCCACACCAAGCAACGUUGAGUAUCUGCUCCUGCAGACUUCUUACGGGGAACACCACUGGACUCCACCUAAAGGUCAUGUGGACCCGGGUGAGGAUGACCUCACCACCGCUCUGAGGGAGACCAAGGAAGAGGCGGGGAUCGGGUCCGAGCAUCUGCAGGUGGUUGACGGUUUUGUGCAGGAGCUCCGCUAUGAGGUCCGGGGCAAACCCAAAGAGGUGCUGUACUGGCUGGCCGAGCUGAAAGACCCGGGGACGUCGGUGACGCUGUCCGAUGAGCACCAGGACUUUCGCUGGGCCCAGCUGGAGGAGGCCUGUGCUCUGGCCCAAUACAAAGACCUGCAGGACACGCUCAGGGCAGCGCACAGACACUUACAGGCUCAGGACAAACAAUGAAAUAAGUGCCACCCGGGUCAUGUGCAACUCUUCCUUUUUUUCUGGUCCGUUGUAAAAAUGUGUCCUCUAAUUCAUGUCACCGAAUAACUGACCUUUUCUUCUUAUGCUGUUUCUUUAAAUCCCUACUGUGUGGUCAUUUGUAGAUGGGACAUAUAUAUGUGUAUUUGGAAAAGGGAUAAAUACGUCAAUAAUCUUUAAUUGAAUGUAAUAUAAUCUGAAACGCACAGUUUUAACACCACUAAACUGAGUGUAGAAAAUCCCAAACAAAAGAGUCUUGUAACAUAGACUUUUAACUUAGUUUCACCUUCAAGUGAAAAACCACAUCUUAAAGAAGGUGAAUAUAUCUGUUGUUACAAUCAAAUUUAGAUGAAAUUAAUAACUGUUUAUUUUUUACCUCAAUGCAUUUUCAGUUCACUAAUUCUGAAUACAUUGGAUGCACAGGGAUACCGGGGUGAAAUUAAAAUGGUCGUGUGGAAAACCGGAGCAGGUAAACUGUAAUAACUAGAUUUUGCCUCAAGGUGGAGACAAAGAUGUUCUUUCAGUGUUUCAAACUCCAGAUCUGGAAACCCAGUGGGCCGCAACAACACAAGAUGCUGCAGAAGUGUUAAACCAGAUAUUCGGAUAAUGCAGUCAUUGUUUAAUGGUUCUUAUUGAAUGUACACAUUAAUGUCAAGAUACGAACAUCAGGAUAUCUGUACAUUUCACAGAUGAACAACUGAACUGUAACUGCUUGAGAGGUAUUUAAACAGGCCUUGUGAUUAAACAGUGUGGACAUCUGGAAAAUGUGACAUUCAUUUUUGCGUUACCUUUCCUGUUCUGUAGAAUUAGUGUUUUGUUUAAAAAAUAAUACAUAUAAUUAAAGGAAAUGUGAAUAGAGUAAUUUGAAACAGCUCAGUA
Messenger RNA from Cololabis saira (Pacific saury), 1406 nucleotides. RefSeq names its product nudix (nucleoside diphosphate linked moiety X)-type motif 2 (gene nudt2). NCBI's taxonomy places the organism in Eukaryota, Metazoa, Chordata, Actinopteri, Beloniformes, Belonidae. The record is from RefSeq and is a predicted model, not a curated record. Bases 12 to 509 code for a protein of 165 amino acids. Gene Ontology annotation, biological process: ATP biosynthetic process; AMP biosynthetic process. The transcript is spliced from 3 exons. Gene Ontology annotation, molecular function: bis(5'-nucleosyl)-tetraphosphatase (asymmetrical) activity.